ACAAAUGGAACCCACCAGCAGUGUGAGGAGACCUGAAAGUGGCACAUGGCAGAGAGUGUGGCGAUGGAGACCAGCAGCAAUGGGGGCCGUACAGGGACCCAUGAGACACUCUGGACCUGGCAGCAGCAUGAGGAGUCGGUACGGGGGCCCAUGCAGAUUACGGGUCCUGGCAGCAGCAAUGGGAGGCCCGUAAUCUGCCCAGCACCCUAUGACAAAAUGGAACCCCCCAGCAGUUGUGAGGAGACCUGAAAGUGGCACAUGGCAGAGUGUGGCGAUGGAGACAGCAGCAAUGGGAGGCCGUACAGGGACCCAUGAGACACUCUGGACCUGGCAGCAGCAUGA
Molecule: messenger RNA, 342 nt
Organism: Staurois parvus
Lineage: Eukaryota; Metazoa; Chordata; Amphibia; Anura; Ranidae
Source: the annotation of a GenBank genome assembly